AUGAAGUUCGGCAAAUACCUGCUGGAGAAGUCCCGGGAGGAGUGGGCUGGGGAGUACGUGGACUACAAGGCCUUGAAGGACCUCAUCAAGAUCAGCGCUGCGGACUAUGAGUCGCGGGUCCAGAACCGGCGCGACUCUGCGGAGGAGGACUUCUUCAAGUGCCUGGACAGCGAGGUGGAGAAGGUGGGCCGCUUCACUGCCCAGCUGGUGGCCAAGCUGCGUGAGAGGCUGGAGCAUGUGAGGGCCGCGGCCGCCGAUGUCAAGCCGGAGGACGCCGAAGCGCUGCUGGAGGACGCCAAGAAUGUCGGCGACGAGUUCCUGCAGCUUGAAAAGUACGUCAACCUGAAUUACAUGGGCUUCCACAAGAUCCUGAAGAAGCACGACAAGAUGCUGCCGGCCUCCCCCUGCCGCCAGUUCUACAUUGCCCACCUGCACAACCAGCCCUGGGUUCAGGGCAACUACUCGGACCUCCUGUUCGUCCUUUCCAACGUCUACUCCAAGCUGCGGGGCGACAAGAGCGCCACCGUGGUGUCCGACCCCGGCGUCACCCAGGGCGUGCGCUGCGUCACCACCAAGUUCUGGGUGCGGAUGAGCGACGUGAGCACGGUGAAGCACCACCUGCUGCAGCACCUGCCUGUGUACCAGGUCUCCCCCGCCGACUUCUCUGGUGACGCGGAGCUGGUGAACCAGGUGUACCUGGACAACAGCUCGCUUGAGCUGUACCACUGCCGCCUGGACAAGCGGCCCAAUGCCAUGGCGCUGCGCCUGCGCUGGCAGGGCGGCGCGGGGCCGACGCUGGUGCACGUCGACCGCAAGACGCACAAGGAGAGCUGGCAGGGGGAGGAGAGUGAGGCGGCCAGCAUCGUGCUGCCGGAGGAACGCGUGAUCCCCUUUGACCCCUCGGUCUCUGUCAAUCUGGACACCACCAUCUGCAUGAUGAAGGAGAACUCGGAGGACGGGCCCACCUGCUCGGCCGCAGGCCGCUGGUACCGCGACCCCACGCUGCCCGUGGCGCGCACCGAGAUCACGCGCUUCCCGCACGCCGUGCUGGAGAUCAAGCUGACGCUGGCGGGAGGGGACGCGCCCCCUCCCUGGGUCUCCGAGCUCACCGAUUCGGGCCUGCUGACGGAGGUGUCCAAGUUCUCAAAGUACAUCCAGGGCGUGGCCACGCUCUUCGCCGACAUGGUCCAGGCGGUGCCGUACUGGGUGGACGACGAGGUGGUGCGUGCCUCGAUGCUGCUGUCGGCCCCGGAGCUGCCCGCCGAGGUGCACCCCACCGCGCGCGACCUGAAGAUGGGCAAGCGCAGCAAGUCGCGCAUGCAGGGCGCCGACAUGGCGGGCCCCGGCGGCGGCGCGAGCGCGGAGCGCGAGCUGCGCCACCCGUUGCUCGGCGACGCCCCCACGCUGCGCCUGAUGCCCGGCGGGUCGGGGCGGCGUCUCGACGAGCCCGAGCCCUCUGGCCUGCUGGACUGGUGGUUCCGCAAGCCGCCCAUGGCGGAGCACAAGGCGCUGCCCCCCGGCACGCUGCCGGAGAGGAUGGAGCCCAAGACCUACUUUGCCAAUGAGCGCACCUUCCUCGCCUGGCUGCACAUGGCGGUGACCAUCGGGUCCAUCGCCACCGCCCUGCUGGGGUACUCGGGAGCCACGCAGAGCAGGAAGCACCCCGAGGAGGCUGCGCCCCAGUCCGUCCAGCUCAUCGCCAUCAUCCUCCUGCCGGUGGCCCUGCUCAUGGGCCCCCGCGCCCUGGCUUGGCUGGUGGUGGCGGCCCUCGGCGCCAUCAUGACCCUGGGCAUCGUCGACCUGGCUGCACAGGUGGAGGAUCGCUCGGGGUUCGUGUCGAAUUGCGCGGAGGACCCCGUCCGGAGGUCCCGCCUGGCGCCAUGA
Auxenochlorella protothecoides is the source of this 1884-nucleotide messenger RNA. RefSeq names its product Vacuolar transporter chaperone 2. NCBI's taxonomy places the organism in Eukaryota, Viridiplantae, Chlorophyta, Trebouxiophyceae, Chlorellales, Chlorellaceae. The record is from RefSeq and is a predicted model, not a curated record. The transcript has 13 exons. The coding region runs from base 1 to 1884 and encodes 627 amino acids.